AUGGCGGUCUCCACAGGAGUGAAAGUACCUCGUAAUUUUCAUUUGUUGGAAGAACUUGAAGAAGGACAAAAAGGAGUAGGCAAUGGUACGGUUAGCUGGGGCCUUGAAGAUGAUGAAGAUAUGACAAAUACAAGGUGGACAGGAAUGAUUAUUGGACCACCAAAGGUGGAUGCACGAAGCAUACCAGUGUUAACAAAAUGGCAAAAUUCAUAUAGCAUUAAAGUUGUACUUCAAGAAUUAAGACGUCUAAUGAUGUCCAAAGAAAAUAUGAAGCUUCCACAACCACCAGAAGGACAGACGUACAUUUUAGUGAAUCUCAAACUUGUCUUAACAACCUUCUACUCAUGUUAA
Elephantulus edwardii (Cape elephant shrew) is the source of this 351-nucleotide messenger RNA. Its product is annotated as ubiquitin-conjugating enzyme E2 variant 2-like. NCBI's taxonomy places the organism in Eukaryota, Metazoa, Chordata, Mammalia, Macroscelidea, Macroscelididae. The record is from RefSeq and is a predicted model, not a curated record. Bases 1 to 351 code for a protein of 116 amino acids. The transcript is spliced from 2 exons.